AUGUCCCGCCGUGGUGCCGUGCAGCGGUCGCCCACCUUCUUUGUGGGGGCUGAGAAGCAGAAGAAGGAUUUAGACGCCUUUCAGCGGCGAGAGCAGCAGCUUGCGGAGGUGUACUACAAAAACAAACCUCUUUGCUUCAAUGCGUGCACCUACCAGAGAACCCACCCUGUCAAAGCAAACUCUGGUCAUCGUGAUGCGGACGCAACGCUGGUGUCACCCAUGGCAGUGGGCGUAGCAGAUGGAGUAUCUCAGAUUGAGGAGUAUGGCAUUGACUCCUCCGAAUUGCCUACGGAGUUGCUACGUCAGUGUGAGGAGCUGGCUUUUGAUCAGCUGCUACCGCGGAGUCGUGCCAUUGCACCAUAUCAUGGCCCAAUACCAUUGGUACGAGAGGCUUUUUGUGGGACAGAGUGUCUCGGGUCAACGACUUUGGUAUUGGCCCUCCUGGACAAUUCGACGCGCAUCCACGGUAAGUUGCAUCCGAUGAUUGCUGUGAUCUCCAUCGGAGAUUGCGAGCUGGUGAUUUUGCGUCGGUUGCAGGGCCGUUCUGGGCCACUGGAACUCGUCUUCCACACUGAGAUGCAACGGGUGGAUGGUCAUUGCCAGACACCGUUGCAGCUUGCGCGGGUGGAUGAUCGGAUCGAUGCAGCCUUUGAUGAUAACAUCACCGUCGAAGUGAUUGAGCGGGGCAGCGCUGUGCAUUGUAUCUCUGCAUAUGAAGGCGACAUUGUGAUAGUUGGUUCAGACGGUGUUUUUGACAACCUCUACUUAGAUGAAGUCGCUGCGAUUGCAAACAAAGUGUUACCUCCAUCCGGAGCUUCGCGGCCGACACAAUCAUCACUUCUGACCAACUUGUCCAAACGGAUUGUGGAGGCGGCGCAUCAGAAGACCAAGCCGACCGUGGGCGGUUUCCUGCCGGAAGCUCCGAUUGGUCGGGGUGGGAAAAUGGAUGACACCUCCUGUGUGGUGGCUGAGAUCAUUGAGUGGACAGAAGCGCAUCAGAAGCUCUAUGCGCGGGAGGAGGUCUACCCCAAAUGGUCCAAUUUUUGGCAUUGUCAAGUGGGUUGUGAUGGAGAUGAGAAUGAGUUGCAGGAAUACGAUGGAGAAAUGACCCCGCCGGGCUUUCGAAAAAAGGGCAGACGUGACGAGAUGUUUUGCUCCAUCAGCUGA
Messenger RNA from Cladocopium goreaui, 1167 nucleotides. NCBI's taxonomy places the organism in Eukaryota, Dinophyceae, Suessiales, Symbiodiniaceae. The record is from the annotation of a GenBank genome assembly.